AUGAGCGGGCGCCCCCCCGCGGCCGCCGGCGCAGCGCCCCCGCGCCAUGGAGGGAUUCCCCGCCCGCGGGUACGGCACCGGCGGCGCGGACAACCGGCCGCUCUUCGGGGAGACCUCGGCCAGGGACAGAAUCAUCAAUCUAGUUGUUGGUGGCUUAACAACCUUGCUGCUUGUAGUCACUCUAAUCAGUGCUUUUGUCUUCCCGCAACUACCUCCAAAACCUGUGAAUGUAUUUUUUGCUUUCUGCAUCUCCUUGUGUUGCAUUUCUGCUGGCAUUCUUAUCUACUGGUAUCGACAAGGAGACCUGGAACCCAAAUUUAGGAAUCUAAUUUACUACAUAUUGUUUUCUAUUGUCAUGUUAUGUAUAUGUGCCAACCUGUACUUCCAUGAAGUGGGUAAAUGAAGGACAUUGGGAAUACCCAGCAAUGAUGCUGCUGUGUCAGACUGCUUCCAGCUCAGCUCUCAGCUCUACUCGAGACAUUGAAGUGAGAACCAUCAGCCUGAGAGGAAAGAAGUGGGUUGUGCAAGGAUAAAUCAGUACAUGAUUUUCAUGUAAAUGUAUAUGUAAUGUCCCUCUUGUUGGGGAGAAUUAUUGCCAUAAGACGUGACAUUCUGCUUUUUUUUGAAGAGCUACUGUUGCGCUUAAUGAACAUUCCAGUUGUACUGAUGUUUCAGAAUGGCACAAGCUUUUUCAUUUUGGAAAAAAAAUGCACUUUUUUUCAAUUACUGUACAAAUAAACUGCAGCACUGAAAGGAUCUGUGGCAGUAUAAAUAAAUGGCAUCUUACAGUCAAGUAA
Vidua chalybeata is the source of this 797-nucleotide messenger RNA. RefSeq names its product transmembrane protein 243 (gene TMEM243). The transcript is spliced from 4 exons. NCBI's taxonomy places the organism in Eukaryota, Metazoa, Chordata, Aves, Passeriformes, Viduidae. The record is from RefSeq and is a predicted model, not a curated record. The coding region runs from base 47 to 403 and encodes 118 amino acids.